AUGGGACGUUUAACAAGGGUUUUUGAUAAAAACCAAGUGGAAUUCCCAUUAACAGCUGGGCGAGACUUUGCAGGAGAGGUGGUGUAUGUGGGUCAGGGAGUGAAGACUGUGAAAAUUGGGGAUAAAGUGUUUGGUGUGGUCAGCCCACAAAAUCAAGGCUCACAUGCAGAGUAUGUUGUGACUUCAGCAUGUAAUGUUUGUCUAGUGCCUGAGAAUGUUAGUGCUGAAGAGGCUGCAUCCAUCCCAUACACUGGGCUGGUGGCAUGGAGUGCUGUGACGGUGUCUGGCAUGCUGACAGCCGGUACAGCACCACGGUCACGUGUCUUGGUUAUUGGGGCCUCAGGUGGUGUGGGCACCUUCCUCUGUCAGCUUCUUUCAGUAUGGGAAACUCAGGUUGUUGGCCUCUGUCGGUCAGAUGCACAAGAAAUGGUGGCAAGUUUUGGUGUAGAAGCUUUGGAUUACAGAGAUCCAGCUACCAAGGAUAUGCUUAUUGCAGAUGGAGGUUUUGAUCUUGUGAUUAAUGCCUCUGGUGUAAAUGACAUAGACUACAUGAAAGCAUUGAAGCCCUGGAUGGGAGCUUCCUAUGUUACCCUCUCCCCUCCCUUGUUACGAAAUAUAGAUGACAUGGGAAUGGUGAAUGGCCUCUUUAAGAGUGCAAAAGACCUCUUGUGCAAGAAUGCAGCCGCCUUGUCAGAAGGUCGAACUUACAGAUGGUGUUUCUUUAUGCCCAACCCAAAUGCCCUAAAACAAAUCACAGAAAUGUUAGCCAGCCACAAGAUUCGACCAGUGAUUGAUAAAGUCUUCCCAUUUGGUGAAACACCAGAAGCAUAUCAUUAUGUCAUUAAUGGUCAUGCUAGAGGAAAGACCAUCAUCAGCAUGUCUUGUUGAAAGGGGCUAGGUGAUUAGCAGUUAAUUAACAUACGUACCUAGAAUUUCUGAAUAAAGUUGAAGAUGUUUGACACUUGAAGUAAAUACCUACCAUAUUGUUUUGUGUCUGUAAUCCUCAGAAAGUUAUUGUAAAAAGUAAGAAGAGUGAUCAUAUUGAUUUGAUACUACUGUGAACCCUAUACCAAUCACUGGAUCCAGUGGCUGAGCUAUGACUGUAGUCUAAGCAAGUUGCAGCAGUAACAAUUUGUUACAAAUCAUUACUGCUGUAACCAUAAAAACAGUGAUAGUGAAAACUUAUCAAAAUUUGAAUAUUUACAAUGUUACAUAUUUUUCUUUGAAAUUUGCAAUCAUACCCAUACUUUAGGCAGUAGUUAGUAGGCUACAGAUGCAUCAGUGGUUCAAAGGACUGGGUUGUUUACAGGGUUGUUUAGUACUUUGUUGUUUAUAUUAUGCAAAAAUAUUGUGUAAUUAAGACACUUAUGCAACACUAGAACAUUUGUAUUACAACCCAGGAGUCCCAAAGGCCUGUUAUCCUGGGUGUAAAGGGAGCAAAAUAAACACAGCAGAAAAAC
Cherax quadricarinatus is the source of this 1460-nucleotide messenger RNA. The record is from RefSeq and is a predicted model, not a curated record. NCBI's taxonomy places the organism in Eukaryota, Metazoa, Arthropoda, Malacostraca, Decapoda, Parastacidae.